AUGGUGGCUUGGCUGAGGUCAUUACUCCCUCAAUUUCUUGGUGGCAAGGACGAACCGGUCAAAGAAUUUGUCCCUUCACUGGCAAAAGACGAUGGUUUCAUUCCUGAAUAUUCCAAAUACAUCAGUAUACCCAGGGCAACGACCGUUGCGCCACGGCGUCACAAUGUUAUCACAAGCAGGAGCUGCUACUCAAGGGCCGAUCCUCCCACUGACACUCGACGAGUGACCGGCCCUCCCGCUGACACUCGACGGGUGACCAACCCUCCCAAUUUUAUCAGUAGCAGGGCCGAUCCUCCCACUGUCACUCGACGAGUGACCGGCCCUCCCGCUGGCACCCGACGGGUGACUGGCCCUCCCACCGUCACUCAACGAGGCAGAAGCAGAGUUAUGAGUGACAACAGUCUGCUUCCUCCAGCGUAUACCCCUGUUUCCACACAGAGAACGAUUCACGCUGUUCCGGGGCAGACCAUCAAUAUUGUCACCAGCUCCACCACUGGUUUGAUGAUCAACCCUUACGUGCACGCUAACUAG
This is a messenger RNA of Laccaria bicolor S238N-H82, 531 nucleotides long. RefSeq lists its product as uncharacterized. The transcript has a single exon. The record is from RefSeq and is a predicted model, not a curated record. The coding region runs from base 1 to 531 and encodes 176 amino acids. Lineage: Eukaryota; Fungi; Basidiomycota; Agaricomycetes; Agaricales; Hydnangiaceae.